Molecule: messenger RNA, 779 nt
Organism: Paramuricea clavata
Lineage: Eukaryota; Metazoa; Cnidaria; Anthozoa; Malacalcyonacea; Plexauridae
Source: the annotation of a GenBank genome assembly
AUGUUAAUUUCGUCGCGAUCUAGCAACGUUUCAGAGUCUUUGUCUGAUACAGAUUCUUCCGUCAACUCAACUGUUUUCAUGACAGCGAAUUCAGGCGAAUCUGACAAUGAAUUUUUGCCAUUUGAUGAUACUAUUGAACCGCUUGCCUCGCAUGAGGAGGUAGCCGAAUACGAGGAAGCUGCAGCAGAAGAAGAACGGCUCGCAAAUAUGCUACAAGAUCGUUUUGAAGGCCACGUUGACGUAUCAUCUUGGUAAGUUUGUGUUCUUAUUUGCCGGAAUAAAGAAUUAAAACGUAUCUUUGAAUAUCUAUUUUGCAUUUCUUCAUAAGGUGUGAAUGUGGUCAUUGUACGCUUGAAUUUGCUGCUAACCCUGAAGAAUGCCGAUGUUGUAUGGAAAUAGACCAAUGUCAACAUAAAGUGUACGAAUAUGAAGAAGAUGAAAGUAACAGAAAGUGUAUUCUUGAUCCCCCCGGAUUUAACGAAGUUUGCUUAAGUGAAUUUGUUCUGAAUGCAGCUUCGUUAGGUUUAAAAACCAAAGGGCAUCAAAAUUACGCUUCGGUCUUCAGAGAGGGUCAAAAGACAAGAGUAAGACAUUGAUUAUUGUAAACGGUCAACCAUAUUAAACAAGCAUUAACAUAUUGUGCACGCAAAUUUAUCUAAUAUUAUAUAUUUUAUAGGUUCUAUCGUGCAGUUUCCUACAGACAGCUCAUGCGUUUGGUAUGGGACUUUAUGGGGAGUUCAAGGCAUCUCCCAUUACCAUGUUGUUACAAUAAAAUAUGA